Messenger RNA from Pochonia chlamydosporia 170, 453 nucleotides. RefSeq lists its product as hypothetical. The transcript has a single exon. Lineage: Eukaryota; Fungi; Ascomycota; Sordariomycetes; Hypocreales; Clavicipitaceae. The record is from RefSeq and is a predicted model, not a curated record. Bases 1 to 453 code for a protein of 150 amino acids.
AUGCAUUUCUCAGCCCCCCUUGCUAUCCUCGGCCUUGCCAUGACUGCUUCCGCAGCCCCAAGCUCAGAGAACACCGCCAGAGCUGUCGUCAGUGGCAACAACCAAAACGGUUCCAUCUAUCGAUUUGGUUCUCCCACUGAGUGCCGCCAGAUUUUCAGGCAAUAUGGUGCCUGUGGCAUCAGCACCUAUUUCAAAAACGUUGACCCCAACGCCUCUCUUGUUGCUAUGCCUGCCGAGGUCUUUGACAGAUAUGGUGCCGCUCAGAACAACAAGCUGUGCGGCAAGACCAUCACCAUGACUCGCAAUGGUGUUACCCGAAAGGCUGUCGUUGCGGACCGAAACCUCAGCAAUGACCACUCUAUCGAUAUGUGUCUGGAUAUGUGGCAGGCUUUCGGGGGCCGUGAUAAUGACGGCACUGUGAUCCACGGCUUCAAGUGGACUGUCAAUAUUUAA